UGGAGCUCGUUUGACAGCACACAGUGUUUGUGUUUAAAAAUAUCGCGAAAUUCCGAGAUUUAAUGAUAACAUGCACAUCGAAUUGUCAAAAACAGGUGUGUAAGUGUAGUGCCCACCGUUUUCGGCAAGAGUUCUGUCAAAACAUCGCCCACUUCACUCACGAAACCGAAAACAACUACUGACCCCCUGAAAUAGAUUUACACCUGUGCCCGAUAAAUCAAACGGAACCGGAGAAAAUGCUCGUCUGACGGCUGGUAUGGCUUCACCCGCAGUUUUCUGUGUCAAUCUACAGCUAAAUUCCAAACCCUCAACAUCUAACCAAGUGAAGGACCCCAAAACCGACAAGCCAAUGCACAACACAAAUGCAAAGCUGGUCCGCGCCCUCACCAACAACCUUUCCGACUCGCGGCCGUCCGGGGCCGAGGUGAACCGCGGCAAUAUAAUCCUGGUGAGGGGCGCGAAGACGUCCGACGGCGGCCACAUACUCCUGCGUACCGAUAGCCUGCCGACGUCGAAGACCAGCUUGGUCCUCGAAGAGGGCGACCACGGAAAGCUGGGCCAGAUCUUCAUUCAGCAAAGCGACCUCGCCGAGGGCGUUCUGCUGCAGUCGGUCAAGCGUCUGGGGGGCGGGACGCCGAUCUUUCUGCUGAGCGGCAACGAUAACGGAAAUGGACAUUUUCUCAUACAGACCACGAGCGCGGAGGAUGUGCACAGUGUCGCUGAUAUCGGGGAGGAACAGGGAGGAGAUAACAUCCUGUUGCAGGCUUUGGAGGGAUUGCAAGAUAACGAAACGAGCAACAGCAGGGGCAUUUCGACACCAAUUGGAUCAGAUGGAGAGCCCAUCAAACUACCUGAAAAUUUGGAGAGUCUUCCCCGGGCCGACCAUUUCCCGACACAAAGACAUAGGUGGAACACCAACGAGGAAAUCGCAGCCAUCCUUAUCAGCUUCGAUCGGCACGCGGAAUGGCAGAGCAAGGAGGUCAAGAUCAGACCGAAAAGCGGUUCCAUGCUCUUGUACAGCCGAAAGAAAGUGAGGUAUCGUAGAGACGGCUACUGCUGGAAGAAGCGGAAAGACGGCAAGACAACUCGCGAGGAUCACAUGAAGCUGAAAGUGCAAGGGACCGAGUGCAUCUACGGCUGCUACGUUCAUUCGGCGAUAUUGCCAACGUUUCAUCGGCGGUGUUAUUGGCUUCUUCAGGUAAACCCGGACAUAGUUCUAGUCCAUUAUUUGAACGUUCCAUAUCCGGACGACAACAAACUGGCCGUGAUAACCCCAAGUUUGGCCCUCUGGGCUGACAAGAAGGAGUGGACUAAAGAUGAACUGGUCUCUCAACUCAAGCCGAUGUUUUUCAGCGAAGACGAGCCUGACUUAAACAACGAAUUAGAAAUAUCGAAUUUUAAAUUGCAGACUGCUGAAACCGUAGAAGCUAUAGUUAGUCAAUUAAUGGAAAAACAACGCGUGGCCCGCCAAGCCGCUUUAGUCAAACAGUUAGAAUGCGGUUGUCCCGAUUCGACGUGUGCCGAUGGCAAAAGCUGCUCGCACCCGAUGCGAAGGAUAACUUCUGCGAAAGAUGUCGCUUCGCCUUUGCCCAGCUCCAGUUCGAAUUCCAGACCUCCGAGCAGCGCCGAUAAUAAUAAUCAAGUUUCUUCGACUACCGGUUCGGGAUCUAUGCUCUUGACUAAUAAUAAUUCUCCAAGGGUUUAUUCGAGGGAGCCGAGGAACCAUCAGACCGGGGGUAAUUGUUCAUCUAGCUCAGGGAACACGCCACCUUUGGUGUUGAGUCUGAGUCAGAUUCAAGGAGGCGGAGGUCUUCUUAUUCUGAACAGCAAUUCCAGUAGUUCUCCUAAUAAUAGUAACCAUCAGAAUCUGGUAACGCCGGUUUCUGUGGCUAACUUCGUGUGCAAUACAAAUAGAGGAAUGAAGAACGAGGCGAGGAACGGUCAUUUGGUUUUGAAGCAAGAAGUCAUGGACACAAAUCCGUCUUCUUGUUGUCACCCUUCUUCCAAACAAGACAACAAAGCCAACCAAAGAGAAACUAAAAUGGAGGUUAACGAAAACAUGAGACAAUCAGUAUUUGAUAGCAUUUCGUACAGCAGACAUCAGCAGCAGCAGCACCAGACUGAGGUAGUAAUGUCAAGCGCCCCUUCCACUCCAUCCAAACACAUGGACACGAGCCAUGAAGAAGUGAUAGACGACUACAAGCAUCAGAACUUCUGUGGUGAUACAGUGGUUCUUUUGGGAACUGAUUCUAGUGGAUCUUUAGUUAGCAAAAGCGACGGUUCUUCCAUUAUCAACGGCGGGUUUUUCAACGAAACCCUCGACUUAUCUCAAGAGGACAUCCAGAGAACCCUCUCCGCCAACAUGCCUCUGUGUUCAACCGAAUUAGACACACACCAACGGCACAAUUCCGAAACCAACACCACCAACCAGAGCAAGGUCCAGACCGAGCAGCAGAACAUGACCCAGGAGAUCAACCCGAUGGACUUCAUCGACAGUUGCGACGUCGUGGUGUCGCCGACCCACGUUGUCGACGACGACGUCUUCGUCAACCUCGACGCCUUCGAUAUGCUGGGGGAGUUCCCCGACCUGGAGGCGCUCGACUCUGGGCAAGCUGCACUCCUAGAUGUCAAUCCGUCCGGCGGCCACAGGCACGAGAAGAAUCACAGCGAGCAGACUUCCAACAACAACUCGAUGGAGGGAUCCGCGAAGAUCACCGAUUACUCUCCGGAGUGGGCCUAUCCGGAAGGAGGCGUGAAGGUGUUGGUGACGGGACCGUGGCACUCAUCGGGUCCUUACACGGUACUUUUCGAUACAUUCCCUGUGCCCACGACUUUGGUUCAAAGCGGGGUUUUACGUUGCUACUGUCCAGCUCAUGAAGCCGGACUGGCGACACUUCAAGUAGCGUGUGAUGGUUAUGUGAUUUCCAAUUCUGUGAUAUUCGAAUACAAGUUACCACCCAGGGAAGAGCAGGUCGCUGCUCCUGAACCCAAAAUCGAAAGGUCGAAUGACAAUUUACUUAAGUUUACGCUUUUACAAAGGUUAGAGGCCAUGGAUGACAGACUGCAGAUCAAACAAGAACCGACCGACGGCUCUGACUGCGUGGAGGAUACGGCUCUCUUCUCCCAACCGAACUUUGAAGACCGCCUCGUCACCUUUUGUCAGAACAUGACUUCCCGGAUAUGGAGCCACGGCGAAGAAUUGAGCGUUUCAUGGUUCGCAAGCCACAGAGGCAUGACUCUAUUACACUUAGCGGCGUCCUUAGGUUACUCCCGUUUGGUGUGCGCCAUGCUUCAUUGGCGUGCGGAAAACUCGUCCUUAUUAUUAGAAACCGAAGUCGACGCUCUGAGCCAGGACGAAGACGGUUACACUCCAUUAAUGUGGGCAUGUGCCCGCGGCCACACAGAAACGGCAAUUAUGUUGUACAAAUGGAACCACACGGCGCUCAACAUGAAGAAUACGUCCAAUCAAACGGCGUUGGAGUGCGCCAAAAACAACAGUCAUCACGAACUAGUGAAAGAACUCGAAAAGCUCGAGCUGAGGCGCGACAAGGCUAAUAUGAUGUUGCAUUCCUCGAACAGCUUUUGCACAGAGUCCCCGACGGUCAUCUCGCCGGCGAGCUCGGUGGCAUCGCUAGCUUCGAUCGCCUCCACGAGCAAAUCGCACGACGGAGUGUUCCUGAGACCUGGAGCCGUCACCAGGAGCGAGUCCCAGAAGUACAAGAUGCUUAACAUCGACCUCGAUUCCGACUCGAACAUCAUCGGCAGCAACAAGAUGUUGGGUUCGAUGCCGAGCCCGCUACUGUCGGACUCUUCGGCGAGCACGAGAGGUAGCAACGGGCAGAAGCUUAUCAAAAGGCCUUCUAUCGACAGCGGCAUCCACAUGAGCUGCGGGUCAGAGUCGUCGAAGUCGAAGAGCUCCCGGUUGUUCAGCUCGCCCAGGCAGUCCAAGUUCGACAGGAGCAUGUCGUUGCCUCUGCACUCGCCUUUGUCAACUCGAGACAACUCGUUCGACAGCGAGUCAGCCGAAUCGACUGGAAGAAAAAUGGAUUUCGCUCUAUGCGAGAUAGGGAGUGGACCGAGAAGCAGUAGUCCCCUGAUUGAUGUGGAGGCAGUGUCUGAUGACGAAAGUGACAUCCACAACAGUGCCGUAGGGGAGCAAGACGCUCGAGUGUUGACCUUAGCCGAGCAAAUCAUCGCGGCGAUUCCCGAAAGGAUCAAGAACGAGAGCAGCGAUGAGAUGCUUUUGGACACGAGCCCCGGACCCCCGGACACUUUGCAGCCGAACGACACCCUCUCGGACGUUUUUAUGGAGCCUCUGCUGGACCAAUCGUCGUCGAGUUUCGAGUCCAACGAGUUCAACUUCGAGUUCUCGGACCACAACUAUCGCUACUAUGAUGUGGGGACGCCUUGCUCGAGCCUAAGUCCGGCCUCGUCGAGUUGUUUACAGUCUCCUUGUUCCUUCACGCUCGACUCGCCGUCCCCGCCGCCCACCACGGCGGACUUUUGCGAGUUUUUCCAGGCUUCCGGAAGCGUCUUCGAAAAGGAUUUCUCGAAUCUGACACUCUCAGAUCGCGAGCAGAGGGAGCUGUACGAGGCGGCGAAGAUCAUCCAGAAGGCCUACAGGUCGUACAAGGGGCGGCUCCAGCAGGAACAGGACAAGGAAAGGACAGCCGCCAUAGUGAUCCAAAACUAUUACAGACGUUACAAGCAGUACGCGUAUUACAAACAAAUGACGCACGCUGCAAUGGUGAUACAGAACGGGUACCGGUCUUACUGCGAGCAUAAACGUUUCAAGAAGAGCCAGGAAGCCGCCGUUUGCAUCCAGAACUAUUACCGUAACUACAAGGAGCAGGGGGGAAGGGGAAGCCGAGAGGGAACACCCGCUUCCGGGUUAAAACGUACAUAUUCGCAAAGGCGUCAACACCAAGCCGCUAGGAAGAUCCAGCAAUUCAUGAGGCAGUCGAAAAACAAUAUUUGGGAUGAGAAUAUGGGAAGUGUGGUUACAGAGAGAACGAGCCGAAAGAGAGAAGCAGGGGGGCCCGUCAGCGGAUGCCCAUCAAAAGUCACCGUCUCAAGGGGGCUCCUCCACUUGCAUAGGCCCAAAUAACAGGUCCGUACUGCCGUGGACUAGAAAGAAUUGAAAUUUGACAAGAACGACACGAUUGUCAAAUUUCGAAGAUGCGGGUGUGUUUAGCGUGUUUGGUUUCUUGCUAGCGAUCGAAGCGAGGAUUGCAGUGAGAAUGUAGGUUUGUGUUUUGUUGCAGAUCAGGUAGUACCAACUUUAUAGAAGACCAAAGAAAUAUCAGUGAGAAAAAAUGAAGAUGGUUCAAGACAGGCUUUGAGUACUUAGCUUAACAGACAUCUAAAUAACGCAUCUAACAGAUUUCUAAGUAGUCGUGAGUCUUGAUAAUCAAUCAAUCUCUUAAAAGAAUUAAUUUGUAAAUUAACUGCAAAAGUAGUCGUUAUCCUAUAAUUAUACUCUGAUAUGUACUUAUAUCUUUACAAUGUCUAUUUUUGGCUGUUAUUUGGUAAUUUUCAUGCAUUUAAAACGAAUGCAAGGAUCGACAACAAAAGUGAGAUGAUUUUAGACGUUGUACGAAAUUUUAUUAUUCUGAUUAUGGAUUCAAAGCUGUGAUUGUAGUUUGGUUACACAUUUUUCAAGGUAAACAAUCCGCCAUUGUGCAGAACAAUCAUGAUACUUGAACAUUUGAUGAGUUUCUUUCAUUUCAUAUUACCUUGAAAAACUGUUUUGCCGAAAAUAGAAAAUUCUAGUCCUAGUGUAGUUAAUAGUCUUAUUUAUAUCACCUUUGAAAUGUAAACAGUUUUCAUUUGUUAUACCAGUGGAUGUUUUUGUACUUAAACUCGGACUUUGACUAAUUUCUUAACUAUUUUCACUGCCACAGUAGCGUAGUUUCUUACAGAUUAGUUGCAGAUUAUUAAACCAAAAAUUCAGAGUCGAUAAAGCAAUACACAAACUAUUAAGUUAUUCCAAGAGUAGUACUUAAGAGUUAAACUCUAAAAAAAAGAAAAUAAGUUCUGUAAAGCUCAUACAUAUCAUUCUAGUGUUUAAUACGUAACUAUUAUUGUAAAUGAACCUGCUGUACAAUGAAGGAUUUUCUAGAAAACGCUGUAAAUAAAUAGUUCUGUUUGUGUAUUGCAUACGAAAUAAUAUAUUGGUGCUCAAGUAUAUGUAUGCACAAAUUCAUUUCAAUUACUUUUCUUUAGUCAAUUAAGGUGAGGGAGCUUUUAAUUCGACAUUCAAGUACCUGCAGGCAGGAUUAAGUUGUAUAAUAAAGAUGUAAAGAAAAUCCCUCCUCUGUAAAUAGCUGUUGUUUGUUUUUGAAAUUUUAUCGUUUCAAAGCUGAAUAUAUAUUUCUUCUACAACAUGAAAAAAACAAAAAACAGUACAUAAGUAUUAUGUAAAUUUUAAUGUUGAUAUUUAUACAUAAAGAGGCUUACAAUUUUUAAUCUUAUUGCAUCUUUAGAUGAUUAUAUAUGUAGUUUUGCAAUUUGAACCGUAGGUAGAAAUAUUUUAGACGAUAUCAGAUUUUCAAAAAAAAAAAGUAAAAAUAUUUUUUAAUCAAAUAUCUUGUCCAGAAUGAUUGGUUUUCGUAUGGACGUGCGCAUGAUCACAUGUAGAAAUAUUGCUUUAGCUUCUUACUUUACUUUCUUUUUUGUUCAAGGAUGUAAGACAAGUGCAGGCCUAAGAUUCAGUUCCAAAUUUCGUUGAACACUAAAUACAAUCAAAAAUCCAAACAAUCUUUAGUAAUAAUAGUGGCGUGUUUGGGGAAUAACUGAAAGGCUGACUAACUGUACAUAUUUUUAUUGGGUGGUCAUUCGCUGGAUCUUUAAAUUUUGUAAAAGAUUUAAAGUGAAAAAAAUACAUAACAACACCAAAAAAUAUCGAAAAUUGUAAAUUUGUAUUUUAAAUCAGUAUCUAUAUAGGGAUAAAGUUUUAUUGACUAUUUAAAUUAAAUUUUAUAUCUAUGAGACAUUACAUUACCUACAAAGUGUAUUUAAUAUACUGUAGAGAGUGAGUUUAAUUUAGCCAAAAUUACAUUAAGUUCUAUUUAUUGGACAUUUAAGCUUUAAACCUCCUACUUAAAUACAGUUUAAAAAUCUGUAGUAUUUAUUGAGUAGAUAAUUUUUGACUAUUAUUCUUAGGCAGAGUGCUGGUUAUUUUCGAUGAUAUGUUGUGUAUAAAACGAUGAUGCAAGGAAAAUAAUCAGUAUUCGGAUAGUUGUAGCUGCACAGUACCUAUAUCUAUAUUUACUUGUUCAUAAUCCAUUUAGGAAUUUCAAAUUGUUAUAUACACACUUCAAUACACAUGUAUAUUUGUGACGAUAUACAUGUCUCACUGUAUUUUACAAUGGUUACUGCACUCAAAAUGGUUACUGUCCUGCGUUAUUCUAUCCUCUUCUAUUUUUAACUAGGUUAAGGUUGUUGUUACUUUAUAUUGGCUCUUGUCAUUCCAUUUCAUUAGUGACGUUGUUCAAAUUUCAUAUUUUGAUACUAUAUGUAUUUUAUAAUAUUGAUUGUAUUGUUUCAAAUUUUAGUAUCUUCAUAGUUUACUUGUUACUUUUUCGAUCGUUUAUUAGAGUGCAGUUGUUCAACUAUUGUUACAUAUUAUUGUGA
Zophobas morio is the source of this 7635-nucleotide messenger RNA. RefSeq names its product Calmodulin-binding transcription activator (gene Camta). Gene Ontology annotation, molecular function: double-stranded DNA binding; transcription coregulator activity; protein binding. NCBI's taxonomy places the organism in Eukaryota, Metazoa, Arthropoda, Insecta, Coleoptera, Tenebrionidae. Gene Ontology annotation, biological process: regulation of transcription by RNA polymerase II. The record is from RefSeq and is a predicted model, not a curated record. The transcript has 21 exons. The coding region runs from base 257 to 5107 and encodes 1616 amino acids. Gene Ontology annotation, cellular component: nucleus.